ACAACCCGCUCGGCCAUUGCGCGCCGUACCAGAUUAACCACACAGCGACGAUAUGUGAUGGUCGGCUGGACGGACGGGAUGUUGGUGGAGGAUGUGGGAAAUACAUAGAUAGCCACUCGAGUCCUUCCUGUCUGUAGAACAUUCAUCCUUUGUACAUCCAAUUUUGGUGCUUCGACAUUGACAUCCUACUUGUUGUGUACGAUCUCUACCAAUACCAAUCCCGUACUCCAUCAAGCCUCCUCCAUCACUAAAUCACACAACACCAUCAUCAAGAUGUUCGCCGAUCUCUGGUUGAAGCGCGUCUUGGUACCCCUCUGGGUUGCCCAGCUACUCCUCAAUGCACUCUACAUCGUCUUUGGGAGCAUCGUCCUCAAUGCCGUCCGCACCUUAAGCGCGAAAGAGCUCGAAGACGCGUACCGGGAUCACGACAUCAAAUACUCGGGUACAAGUGAAGAAUCCCUGAAAGCAUUUCAAAAGUGGUCAUAUAUUUACCUGGGAAUCUUCAUUGGCAUCGCGGGCAUGGGCGUUCUGUUCUCUGCCCUGGAGACGGUUCAAUUCGCGCGCAGAAAGCUCAGUCCAGUGCUGCUCGUCGUCCUCAAUUCCAUCGCCGUGCUAGUUUGGAUCGUCAUCGUGGGUUUCAGCGCAUGGUCAGCGUACUACAGCUUGAGCGUCGGAUUGAUCUGGCCCGUCCUGCUAUUUGCCGUAUACCUCGCAAAACUCAUCUACGCCUCUAUCAUCCUGCAUCGCGUCCGUAAAGGACAUGCUGGCGCCCGUGGCUCAUACUCUGUCCCCGGCGAGAUGAGGACCGCCUACGAUGGCUCGACUGCUUACCACGGCGGCGCGAAACAUGCCGCCAAUGUCGAGUACUACUCGCCCGCGCACAUGGGUCCUAACGGCCGCGCGUAGAACUGUUUCGCCAACGCAUAUACGGCAUUUUGAGAUAGUAUAUCCUCAAGUAGAGGUGGCUUGGAUUGGAACUCGGGUGCAUUGGGACGGUUGUCUUUUUCAUGAUGAGAUGAUAAGUUUUUCUGGGGAGCGUGGCGCGCUGCUUCUUCAUUCGGAGCGUUCUUGCUUGUAUAAUAGCUAUGUUGCGAUCCAAUCGUGGCCAGAGUACAAAUUUGAAAUUUAUUCUAUCUGAACAUUC
Molecule: messenger RNA, 1144 nt
Organism: Dissoconium aciculare CBS 342.82
Lineage: Eukaryota; Fungi; Ascomycota; Dothideomycetes; Mycosphaerellales; Dissoconiaceae
Exons: 3
Coding region: 274-906 (210 amino acids)
Source: RefSeq, a predicted model, not a curated record